This is a messenger RNA of Phasianus colchicus (ring-necked pheasant), 1486 nucleotides long. RefSeq names its product heat shock protein family B (small) member 2 (gene HSPB2). Gene Ontology annotation, molecular function: structural constituent of eye lens. The record is from RefSeq and is a predicted model, not a curated record. Gene Ontology annotation, cellular component: nucleus; cytoplasm. Lineage: Eukaryota; Metazoa; Chordata; Aves; Galliformes; Phasianidae. Gene Ontology annotation, biological process: protein refolding; response to heat; negative regulation of apoptotic process.
CUGCAACUUACAUACAGCCUUCUGGCUUAAGGACACAUAAUUCUCACUGCUAGCACCAUCAGUCCCCUGCAAAAGGGCCUGACCCUCUUCCUGUUCACUUGCCUGUAAGAUUAGGGAGUAGAAUUCACCCACCCUCUGCAGAAGCCCGAGCCAUACUUUGUCCAGUUCCAUAUUAUGUCAGCAGUAGUGCACCUGCUCUCUCGCAACGCAGAGACAUGGAAAUCUCUGGUUUCAGAGUAUGAGGAGCUUAACUAGGUACUAACUCCCAGUUCAAUAAAAGUGGAUGUAGGCCAGCUUCAGACCCUGCUUAAUGUGUGACCUCCAGCACAGGCAUUCCUCUGAUCCCACUGCACAGCACUGAAGCCCUGGCCAAGGCACAGCCUAGACAGCUGGCUCACAGUGGCAGUUCUGGAGUGUCAGCAUCAGGGUCUGCUCAGUGCCACUUAGCAGUCUGCAGCACUUUACCACUCCUAGGAACAAAAGACACAGCUUCUGGGAAAACAAAUCCCUUUCUGUGGGGCUGAUUUGAGUGCUAAGUUCACAGUGAUGACUUUGCAUGACUGCACACAACCUGACCAAGCACCAGCCACCAUUAGGCAUUGCCCUGUCCCCUGCUGAGUUGGCAGGGGCAGUUGGGGGCCCUGUUCCUGUCUCUUGUCCCCUGCCCAAGGUGGGGAAUCAGGGGGUGCAGGAUUGCACCCCGCCAGCAGGCAGAGCCUGCAGCUCUACAGGAAUGCAAUGAGGAGCUUCCCUCGUCACCCUGGCGAGGCGGCCCGGGGCCUGUGCGCGAGGCUAUUUUGGUCCGUCUUUUUAUCACACACUCCUCCCUGUGGAAUUCACCCAACUAAAACCUUGCAAUCUGCAGCCUUCGCUCUCAGAGGCAGCGAGCGCUUGGACAGGCCCCUUCCUCAGCUCACCAUGGCCGCGCGGAUGGUGCCCCAUGCCUACCCCAUGAGCUCAGAGUACGAGUUCGCCAACCCCAGCAAGAUCUACGACCAGAACUUUGGAGAAGGUGUGUCCCCAUGUGAGAUUUUAGCUCCUGCCCUGUACCAUGGCUACUACAUCAGGCCUCGGAUCAACAAGCAGCUGGAUCGAGGCACCUCGGAGGUCAGCCUCAAUGACCACAAGUACGAGGUGUUCCUGGACGUCUGCCACUUCCUGCCCGACGAGCUGACAGUGCGCACUGUGGACAACCUGCUGGAGGUGGUGGGGCAGCACCCCCAGAGGGCUGACCGCCACGGCUUCAUCUCCCGAGAGUUCACCAGGACCUACAUCCUCCCACUGGACGUUGACCCCUUGCUGAUGAGAGCUACCCUGUCCCACGAUGGCAUUCUGAGCAUCAUGGCACCCCGAACAGGAAAGGAGGUGAAAGCUAGGAUCAUUGAAGUGAAGAUAAUCCAGGAGCAGACAGUGGGGCAGGAAGAACAGUCUGAGGAAGGAAAAGGGAAGGAAGAGUCCUAAAGGCCCCAAAGCUGGGCUUGAGCGA